CGCGCGCGGCCCCUCAUCGCCGGCUGGUUCAUUGACUCGCAGAACCCGUCACGUAGUCUAUGACUCUAUGUAGUAGAUGUACCUUCGUACAUAGCUACAUACACUAUGAAAAUUGAAAGUCGUCAACGUCGUCCUGUCAAAACCGGACUCGCGGGCUGUCCACUGGGCGUGGGAGGCGGUUGGAAACGUAGGGAAAACGUUUCUCGCGCGGCAUCUGAUGUUCCACCACGACGCCAUCAUCCUUCAGCUCAUGAAGAGGGACGACAUGCUGCACAUGCUCUCCAAGAGCAUCACCACGAAGACGCGCGUCAUCGUUUUCGAUUUAGUUCGCGCCGCCGAAUACGGCGAGGUCACCGUCGUGUACGAAAUCAUCGAGAUUAUCAAGAAUCAAUUGCUGUGCUCCGGGAAGUAUGACUCCACGUCGAGGGCCUUCCACAAAAUGCACGUGAUCGUCUUUGCCAACUUUGCCCCGGACACCACGAUGUUGUCUGCGGAUCGUCGGCACGUUAACGAGAUCGGUUCCGUCGCCGCGUCAUCGCCACCGGUCAUGCCUUCGCCACCGCCAGAUGAUGCACGUGCGUCUUCUCCGCCACCGCGAGCUGCGUUACCGCCCCUGGACCCUUCGACGCCAUCGCGUCCGGCGAGUGGUCGCCGUCGUCGUGCAUGACGGCCGCGGCGUUCACGUGAAUGGCUAUACAGGUGGUCGCGCACGGGUCGUAAAUUUGAUUUAAUAUCAUUUCACCACUGUAAAUG
This is a messenger RNA of Micromonas pusilla CCMP1545, 753 nucleotides long. RefSeq lists its product as uncharacterized. The record is from RefSeq and is a predicted model, not a curated record. The transcript has a single exon. Bases 218 to 667 code for a protein of 149 amino acids. Lineage: Eukaryota; Viridiplantae; Chlorophyta; Mamiellophyceae; Mamiellales; Mamiellaceae.